CUGGGUGUGUAAAUAGGUGUGUUGAAGCAUUUCAGAUUCACUAGUGGAAGUCUGGGGGGCGCCCACAGGGGGUGUUUUUAUGGAAGAGGAUGUCAGGAAAAGUUUCAGAAGGGUUGGCCUUUGAGCUGCGUUUUCAAAAGUUUCUUCCAUGUGGCCAAAAGGGGUCUCUUGAAACAGGACAAGGUACUGGUAAAGAAAGGAUGGAGGGCCUGGGGGUGGGGGCGGCUUGGACAGCUGUCAUCCCCUUUGUGACGUUACCUCUGUGACUCUCCACCUCCUGCCUUGCAGAAUUAGGUGUGCCCUUCUCUGGGGCAUAUGGCUGUAUCCUAGCUUUGCAGUGAAUGUUGCUCUCAUGAAGGUGCUGACGGUGAAGGUGGAUGUCCACUAGAGUGUGGUAGCUGCUCACUCAGCCCUCACAGGACAGCAUUGCCUGGGUGAGCCAGCCAGAACUCUGAUUUGUCACAGAUCCGUCUCCCAGGGUUCAGAGCCCCUAAAACCAGAUUUGCUGGCUGCACCUAGCUCACCACCUAGCAUGUGGUCCCCUGUGAAUACUGCGGAAUAACUGAAGCCCCAGGAAGCGCUGGAUAAAGAAUCAGGACCCUGUUAGAAACUGGCGGACCAGUGCUCUGCGCUUCCAACUCCAGCGCCCUGUUCAUUAAGGGUCUGGGGCAGGUUCUCUUGUCCUUUGGCGAGGAUUCUCCAAGGCGUCUCAACACAUGGGCCGGCUCAGAAACGCCAAGAUCCACGUGGAGAGAGCUAUCAAGCAGAAGAAGAUUUUCAUGAUCCAAGGCCGCUACCCUGUGAUCCGGUGCCUUUUGCGCCGGAGGGGCUGGGUGGAGAAGAAGAUGGUCCAUCACUUGGGUACCACGCUGUUACUACCACACAAGGAUCUGGAUAGCUCAGUCAUGGGUGACAGUGACACCACUGAGGAUGAGGACGAAGAUGAGGAUGAGGCAUUCCGGCUACCACAGCUGUUCGAAUUUGAUGAUUUACUGGAGUUUGAUGACCUGCAUGGGACGCACGCUCUGAUGUCGCGCAUGGUUCGGAACGAGAUCCCCUACUUCAUUUGGACCACUCGGCGGGACGUGCUGGACUGUCGCUUCCUCUCCAAGGAUCAAAUGAUAAAUCACUAUGCCCGGGCGGGCUCCUUUACCACAAAGGUGGGUCUAUGUCUCAAUCUCCGGAAUUUGCCGUGGUUUGACGAGGCCGAUGCCGACUCCUUCUUCCCGCGCUGCUACCGCCUGGGGGCUGAAGAUGACAAAAAGGCCUUCAUAGAGGACUUCUGGCUGACAGCUGCCCGCAACGUUCUCAAGCUGGUGGUAAAGUCAGAAUGGAAGUCAUACUCUAUCCAAGCAAAAGAGGAAGAGGCCCCAGGUGCAAAGAAGACUGUCAUGUGUCAGAAGCAUGGGCACAAGGGCCUCAGGUGUGUCAGAACUCCCAAGCACAGAGAGGCUGCAGGAGACAAGCAGCCCAAGAAACAAGAGAAAAAGCCGGUGACGGUGUCCCCAGAGUUUGUGGAUGAGGCUCUGUGCGCCUGCGAGGAGCACCUUAACAGCGUGGCCCACGUGGACAUUGACAAGGACGUGGAGGCUCCACUCUACCUGAGCCCUGAGGGCUGGUCCCUCUUCCUCCAGCGCUACUAUCAAGUGGUCCACGAGGGGGCAGAACUCAGGUACCUCGACACUCAGGUCCAGCGCUGUGAGGACAUCCUGCAGCAGCUGCGGGCCGUGGUGCCCCAGAUGGACAUGGAAGGAGAUCGCAACAUCUGGAUCGUCAAGCCGGGAGCCAAGUCCCGUGGACGAGGCAUCAUGUGCAUGGACCACCUGGAGGAGAUACUGAAGCUGGUGGACGGCUAUCCCAUGAUGAUGAAGGACUGCAAGUGGGUGGUGCAGAAGUAUAUUGAGCAGCCCCUGCUCAUCUUCGGCACCAAGUUUGAUCUGAGACAGUGGUUCCUGGUGACCGACUGGAACCCACUUACUGUGUGGUUCUACCGCGACAGUUACAUCCGCUUCUCUACACAGCCCUUCUCCUUGAAGAACCUGGACAACUCCGUGCACCUGUGCAACAACUCCAUCCAGAAGCACCUGGAGAAUUCGUGCCACCGACACCCACUGCUGCCCUCAGACAACAUGUGGUCAAGCCAGAAGUUCCAGGCCCACCUGCAGGAGAUGGGGGCCCCGAACGCCUGGUCCACCAUCAUCGUGCCUGGCAUGAAGGCUGCGGUGAUCCACGCCCUGCAGACCUCCCAGGACACCGUGCAGAGUCGGAAGGCCAGCUUCGAGCUCUAUGGCGCUGACUUUGUGUUCGGUGAGGACUUCCAGCCCUGGCUGAUCGAGAUCAACGCCAGCCCCACCAUGGCACCCUCCACGGCUGUCACCGCCCGGCUCUGUGCCGGCGUACAGGCCGACACCCUGCGCGUGGUCAUCGACCGGCGGCUGGACCGCAGCUGUGACACGGGGGCUUUCGAGCUCAUCUACAAACAGGUGAGGUGGCUAGGCCCAGGCAGCACCCAGGGAGGCCUUCCCAUAGUGGAGCUCAGGGCUUUGCGGUCACAUAAACCCGGCUCAAGUCAUGGUCCUGCCACAGUGACUGGGUACAGCCCCUUCACCCCCUUGAGCCUCCAUUUCCCCAUCUGUAAGGUGGACAUACUAUAACCAUCUUUCUCCUGGGGUUUGGGAGAUGAAAUGAGUUAACAUGUGUGGAUAAUAUUUCUAGAGAGCCCAGUAGCAUAGUGUUAAAAGCAUAGACUCUGAAACCUCCCUGGGUUCAAAUCCUGGCUCAGAUUGCUAACCUCUAGGGGGUCUCAGUUUCCUUAUUUGUAGAGCGGGAAUGAAAAUGGUA
Physeter macrocephalus (sperm whale) is the source of this 2841-nucleotide messenger RNA. RefSeq names its product tubulin tyrosine ligase like 3 (gene TTLL3). Gene Ontology annotation, molecular function: protein-glycine ligase activity, initiating. NCBI's taxonomy places the organism in Eukaryota, Metazoa, Chordata, Mammalia, Artiodactyla, Physeteridae. The transcript has 13 exons. The coding region runs from base 717 to 2654 and encodes 645 amino acids. Gene Ontology annotation, cellular component: microtubule cytoskeleton; axoneme. Gene Ontology annotation, biological process: protein polyglycylation; cilium movement; cilium assembly. The record is from RefSeq and is a predicted model, not a curated record.